Microtus ochrogaster (prairie vole) is the source of this 4818-nucleotide messenger RNA. RefSeq names its product radial spoke head component 4A (gene Rsph4a). Gene Ontology annotation, biological process: cilium movement involved in cell motility; axoneme assembly; cilium assembly. The record is from RefSeq and is a predicted model, not a curated record. Gene Ontology annotation, cellular component: radial spoke; axoneme. NCBI's taxonomy places the organism in Eukaryota, Metazoa, Chordata, Mammalia, Rodentia, Cricetidae.
GAUCACUUGGAGAACUUAGCAAAGCUCUGUAUUGCUUCCUUCCAUAACUUCAUUCUCCCUUCAACUAGAUUUUUUUUUUCUUGAAUCCUAUGGAAAACUCCACUUUAAAGCAAGAAGAAGAAAACCAAGAGCCUGGAGAAGCAGAGAAGCCAUGGGAAGGAGCGGCAGCAGCUUCUCCCCUGGAUCCUGGUCCCCUGUCACCCGAGUACCUGGAAAAGGAGCAAAGGUCAGACACUGAAACCCAAGGCACAAUGAGCCCCUCUUGGGGCCGCCAAUCUAGAGCCAGCCUGUCUCUGGGAGACCUCAUGGGACCAGGAGUGCCAUUCUCCCCUCCUCUGCUUCCGCUGGAGCCUCACUUCAGUCCUCCCCCGACUGCAUCUAUCCAGGACCCUGUGGCUUCAUCACAGGCGAAGAAGAACCCCGGUGAGAUUCCUGGCACUGCAACACCACCUCAUUCUGAUGCUUGGGAACCAUAUUCUGCUGCAAGACAAUUAUCUUCUUACUGCACAAACCAAACAGAGGAAAGCACCUCUGCAUCCUCUCAGCCACCCCAGUUUGACUUGUGUAGGCCAGGGGAUGCCAGCCAUAACAAGCCCAAGCCCAAGCCCAAAGGGCUGAGAUUCAACCUUUUACAGAAAGAAGACUCAAACAGUAACUGUGAUCCAGACGAACCUGAGUUUGACGCUAAUGAAGCAGCUCCCAGUAUGCUUGAGGUGGCUAUUCAAAAUGCAAAGGCAUACCUACUGAGCACCAGCAGCAAGUCUGGUUUAAAUCUAUAUGAUCAUCUUUCUAAUGUGUUGACCAUGAUAUUAGAGGAGCGUCCUGCAGAUGCUGUUGACAUCAUUGAAAACAUAAGCAAAGAUGUGAAGAUGGCAAAUUUUAAUAAAAAGUUAGAUACACUCCACAAUGAAAAUGAGAUGCUUCCAGCAUAUGAAAUAGCAGAGAAGCAAAAGGCUCUUUUUCUCCAGGGACCAUUGGAAGGAGCUGAUCCAGAACUGGAGGAGGAAAUUGCAGAAAGCUCUCUGCCCAAUGUGAUGGAGUCAGCAUACUAUUUUGAACAAGCUGGAGUUGGUUUGGGAACAGAUGAGACUUAUCGGGUGUUUCUUGCCCUCAAGCAACUUACUGAAACACACCCAAUCCAAAGAUGCCGCUUCUGGGGCAAGAUCUUGGGUCUGGAAAUGAAUUAUAUCAUUGCUGAAGUAGAAUUACGUGAAGGGGAAGACGAAGAGGAGGUGGAAGAGGAAGGUGUAGCUGAAGAAAGGGAUGAUGUAGAAAGUGAAGCCGGGGAAGGCGAGGAGGACGAAUUACCGAAGUCCUUGUAUAAGGCCCCACAGGUGAUACCCAAGGAAGAAAACAGAACAGGUACGAACAAGUACAUCUAUUUUGUUUGCAAUGAGCCUGGAAGGCCAUGGGUGAAGUUACCAUCAGUGACGCCUGCUCAAAUUGUUACCGCAAGAAAAAUCAAGAAAUUUUUCACUGGACGACUAGAUGCGGCCAUCAUAAGCUACCCACCCUUCCCAGGAAAUGAAAGCAAUUACUUAAGAGCACAAAUUGCCCGCAUUUCAGCAGGGACCCAUGUCAGUCCUCUAGGAUUCUAUCAGUUUGGUGAAGAGGAAGGAGAAGAAGAAGAAGAGGUGGAAGGUGGCCGAGACAGCUAUGAGGAAAACCCCGAAUUUGAAGGCAUCCAAGUGACUGACCUGGUGGAAUCUCUAUCCAAUUGGGUUCAUCAUGUGCAGUACAUUCUUCCUCAGGGUCGCUGUACUUGGUUCAGUCCUAUACAAAAGAAUGAGGAAGAGGAAGAAGAAGAUGAAGAAAAAGAAGACAAAGGAGAAGAGCCUGACUACAUAGAACAGGAAGUGGGGCCUCCUCUUUUGACACCAAUCUCUGAAGAUUUAGAUAUUCAGAAUAUACCUUUGACAACACGGCUGUCCUCAAAUCUCAUUCCACAAUAUGCUAUUGCUGUUCUUAGAUCCAAUCUUUGGCCUGGAGCAUAUGCCUUUUCCAAUGGCAAAAAGUUUGAAAACAUCUACAUAGGCUGGGGUCAUAAGUAUAGUGUGGAGAAUUACACACCCCCAGGCCUGCCAUCUGUCUACCAAGAAUACCCCAGUGGACCGGAAAUUACAGAAAUGGAUGAUCCCAGUGUAAGUGAGGAACAGGCUUCCAGGGCCUCACAACAGGCCACCGUACUUUCAGCUGAGGAGAAUGAAGAAACUGAGGAUGAAGAUGAAGACAGUGAUGACUAACACGAAAUUAGCCCAGUCUGAUGUGGCACUGACACACACAAAUCUUUUACGGAGACUCAUUUUAUAUACAUACAUAUAUUUUGAAAAUACAUAUAUGUGUAUGUUGGAAAUGAUGGUACAAAAUAUCAUUCCUUUAAAGUUAUUAAGUGGAGGAUGGGGGGGAGGAGGUGAUUCAGCGGUUAAUAUUUUGCCCUUGCCUAGGACAGUUCCCAACACCCAAGUCAGGUGGCUCAAGGUCUAGCCCCAAUGUCCUUUCCUGCCCUCCACAGCAACUGCAUGUGUGCAUGAGUCACGUGUGCUAACACACAUAUAGUUAAUCUUUAAAAAAUGUUUUAAAAAUUAGGUAUGCUGAAACACACCUUUAAUCCCAGCACUUGGAGGGGCAGAGGCAGUAGGAGCUUUUUGAAUCCAAGGCCACCCUGGUUAACUUAGCGAGUCCCAGGACAGUCAGUGCUACAUAGGGAGACCACAUCUUGAAAAUAACAAACCUUGAAAAAAUAUAUCACAUUUGAGACUGCAUAUAAAGAGCUGCUGUACAGGAAGUUGCCCAGUAGAUUUUCCAGCUCAUAUGAGCACAUCACUGUUUUAAUAGCUACAACUCAGGUAAUUAACAAUUAAGUAAUCCUAAUUGGGAAAGAUCUCUCCAACAGGAUUUCACUAUGUAUCUCUGGUUGUCUUGCAACUAACUCUGUAGGCCAGGAUGACCUCAAACUCACAGAAAUCUGUCUGCCUCUGCCUCCCAAGAGCUGAGAUUAAAUUGUGUACCACAAUGCUCAAAUUUAAUUUCAAAUUCAGCAAGUAUUGAAAGUUAUAAUUCACAAUGCUUCUUGGAAAUGUCUAGAUUUUGAGUGUCAAGGCAUAUGGAAUUUAAAACUUUGAUAACCAGGGACUGGAGAGAUGGCUCAAUGGUUAAGAGCACUUAUUCUUGUUGUUGUUGCAGAGGACUUGGGUUCAGUUCCCAGAAAUCAAACUGGGCAGCUAAACAACUACCUAUUAACUCCAGUUCUGUCAGAUUUGAUACCUCUUCCAAAGGCUACACACAAGUGCACACACACCCUCAAAUAAAAAUAAAUCUUUAUGAAAUUGUGACAACUGUGUUACUUUUAGAAAGCAAUCAGCAAUUUACACUUUUCUACCUCCCUUGUCAUAGAGUGGGAGAUUGUAGAUCACUGGACUAUAAUUUUGAGUAACACUGUGGUAAAUCAGAAGGUGUCUACUCAAUACUUGAGCAGAUCUAAAAUACUUAUGAAUCACUGCAUAGGCUACUAUGGUGGAAUCACCACCUGGCUGUGGCUUACCAGAUAAAAAUCCGUCUGGCAUCUAUCUCUGGAGGGCCUACAUGGCAUCUACUUGAUCCACCUUCAUUCUCCCAGCAUUCAGUUUAGUUUUGCCCACAUAGCUCUAUUCUACCCUAUAACAGGCCCAAAAGAGUUUCCUUAUACAUUAACCAAUAAAAGCAACACAUAUACAGAAGGACUUCUGACAUCAUCUCCCCUUUUUAGUCUAAAUAAAAAGGAAGGUUUUAACCUUAACAAAGUAAAAUACAUAUAAAAAAAGAGAUAUCAAGCAAGAAUUACAGUAACAAUAUUAAUAUAUACUUCAUCUUUUAUGUAACAAAGGAAAACUAUAUCUAUUCUCCAACUCCAAGGGAUCUGACAUCUUCACCAAUGUGCAUAAAAUUAAAUUUAAAAUAAACCAGCUAAAUCUUGUCAAAAAUGCACCUUGUAUCUAGACCUUCUUCAAGAAAGGGCCUUCUUCAGUUAUUCAAUUAUUUAAUUUUUUUACAGAGAUUUUCUGCAACAUCAAAGACUACAGAAGGAUAUAUUACCUAAAUAAACAGGAAGUGUGCAUUGUAAGCAACUUCUAAAACAUUAGAAUUCACAAAGACAUCUUGUUGCCUGGACAGUCACCCAAAGUUCUUUUGUAACACUGCAGCCACCCAUCUUCAUAUAGUCCAUAGUAUCUGGCAGACUUUUUCAUGAAGCAGGAAAUUUCAAAGACAGUUCCACCUAUAUUGACAGUUUGUCAGUCACUUUUUUUCUGUGUCCUGCAGAAUGUCUAGCAGACUCUUUCAUGAAGCAGGAACCCUGAAGAAUCAUCUCACCUUUACACAAGUUCAGCAAUCAUUUUUCUGUGGGCCCUGCAGGUCUAGCUCAUUCAGCAUAGUAUCAAGCAGUCCAGGUAAGAGCAGUUUUUUUACCCAAAUGGCUAAUCAAUGCCAUAAGGAGCCUCUUUGGUGCCCGUCAUCCUCUUGAUGUAGAUGUGUCUCAUUGUCAUGAAAAGUCCUAAGUUUUUAAAAUGUUUAAAUGCCAUAUUCUGUUAGUCCUUGAAAGAUUUGAAUAAUAGUUAUUUAACUGAAAUAUAUAUCUAUGUCUAGAAAAUCUCACUAACAUGACUUACAAGCUUGACUAUUAUAGAUGACUAUCUAUUAACCUAUAUUUCUUAAUUAUACAUUACAUCUUUAAAUGAACUGCAUAAACACAGUACCUUAAUCAAGAGCAGAAAUACAUAUACACAGUAUAACAAAAUUGACCUUAAAUUUGUAUCAAUAAACCUAGAUCCAUACCAAUGCAAA